Messenger RNA from Cicer arietinum (chickpea), 2130 nucleotides. Its product is annotated as fatty-acid-binding protein 2. NCBI's taxonomy places the organism in Eukaryota, Viridiplantae, Streptophyta, Magnoliopsida, Fabales, Fabaceae. Gene Ontology annotation, cellular component: chloroplast stroma. The record is from RefSeq and is a predicted model, not a curated record. Gene Ontology annotation, molecular function: intramolecular lyase activity; fatty acid binding.
UUCCCUUUCCCUUUCUCUCCCUUUUCAUUUCAUGCCAAACCUUUCCGACGCGGAAAGCCUAUUCGUUUUCGCAUACAAUUCUCGCAUCCAAACCAAACGCUCCCAUAAAACUCUCUCCCUUUUACUACUUCCAAGCCCGUUUCCCACGCAUACCAAAAAAAAAAAAAAGCAAAACGACACUCUUUUUUCUGCGUUUCAUAAUUUCCUUUUCAUUACGAAUUUCUUCUCAAUCCAUCCUCGGAAUCACCAAUCACCGCCACCUUCAUUUGUUAUAACAAAAAAAAAAAAUGUAACACCCGUUAUUUCUUCAUUUUCAUUUUCAUUCUCAUUUUCCAUUUCGUUGCAGAAAAAACAAAACACAGAAUCAAUAACGAUAACCGUUUAAAUUUUCAACCAUCGAAUCAAUCGUUGCACUUUACAGAUGAACAACGAUUGGUUAUCAUGGAUGGACUCGGAUCCAGACAUAUUUCCGUUACAGCCUUUCGUCUUCAACAAUUUUUUAUCAUUUAUGGAAAACUCUAGAAAUUUCUACGUUCCAGGAAGUUCGGCGCUCGAAGAGGCGUUUUGCCACGUGUCAAAAUUCGCCGGCGCGUUGUUGUUUUGGUUUUCCGGUGGAUCAAGUGCGAAUGCGGUGCGUGAUAUUGCACGUUCGUUGCGUGAUCCUCUGCGGUUCGGACGUGGUUCUUGUAAUGUGAAUAUGAUUAAGGUUAAACCUAUAAUAAGUAAUAAUGUGGCUGGGUUUGGGUUUCCUUUUGGUUUUAGAUCGAAGAGGAAAUCAUGUAAACCUGUUACUUUGGGGAAGAUUUCGAGUUUUGUUGUGAGGUUGUUUUGGAGAGAAGCUAAGAGGAUUCAAUCUUACCCUGUUUUAUCGCUCGCUGCUGCAUUGGUGCCGCCACUUCAAAACUUGUCAUCAAAUGUACUGUCUGGGCCAAUGCAGGAUCCUGAUGUGCAAAUGCAUGGAGGCAUGGACCGAGUGCCCGCGGAUGUUGAACGCCGAGGAUGUCCUCGCCUAUCGAUUUCCGAGUUGAACCUAGUAAAGUUUGCCGUGGAGCCUAAAACUGGCAUUGAGUUUCCUGUAAUUCUGGAUAAUUUAUCAGCUGGAGAGCAGAAUUCCAGCUUUGACUCAGAGGUCCUGGUUGGAACAGGAUCCAAAAACAUGACAAUUGUCAAAAUCAAGACGCUGAAGGUCUAUGCUUUUGGAUUUUAUGUUCACCCAUACUCCCUCUGUGAGAAGUUGGGCCCAAAAUAUGCAUCAAUUUCUGCAGAUGAACUGAAUGACUGUAAUGAUUUCUACCAGGAUCUUCUCAGGGAAGACAUCAAUAUGACCGUUAGGCUUGUCGUAAAUUGCAAAGGAAUGAAAAUUAACAGCGUGAAAGAUGCUUUUGAAAAAUCACUUAGAGCUCGUUUAGUUAAGACAAAUCCAUCCACAGACUUUCACUGCCUUGGGGCAUUUGGUUCAUACUUUACGGAGAAUAUCCUGAUACCCUUGGGGACAGUUAUUGAGUUUAAACGAACAGUUGAUGGACGUCUGAUUACUGAAAUUGGUGGCAAUCACGUUGGAAGUGUCCACAGCAAAGAUUUGUGUCGGGCUUUCUUUGACAUGUACAUUGGAGAUGUCCCUGUGUGCGAACAAACUAAGAAAGAGAUUGGCAUGAACAUCGCAAAUAUUAUGAAGAGUUGUUGAAAUGAUUAUUUUUCUAUCCAAUUGUCCUGCUUUUUAGAAGGGACAAUUGGAGGGCGGCGUGGCAUAUAUCCCCAUCCUAUAAAUGAAGCAGUUGUUUCAUGAAAUUGAUUUCAACCUGCUUUAAAAAUCAUUAGCUGGAAAUACUUUUCAAGGUUUGUCCUUUGAAUCAUAGAAGCCAUUAGGAUAGCUCAGGUUAGAUUUCUGUUGGAAAUUUUCUCCAUUCUAUUUAUUAUAUGCAUCACUUUGAUGCCUCUAUCCCUUUUAGAUGUAUAAUGAUAUAAUCUUAUUUUAGAAAACAAAAGGAAAAGAUGCAGAUUAGAAUAUUAAUGUCAGUUUUCUCAAGCUAGUGUUCUUCUACCUUUAUACACACCAUGGUUUCCAUGUGUUGAGCUGGAAUUCUUCGUUGAUACAGAUGAUAAAUGCUACAAGUAUUUAAACUUUAUUUA